Eimeria maxima is the source of this 11595-nucleotide messenger RNA. Its product is annotated as sushi domain-containing protein / SCR repeat-containing protein, putative. The record is from RefSeq and is a predicted model, not a curated record. Lineage: Eukaryota; Apicomplexa; Conoidasida; Eucoccidiorida; Eimeriidae. Gene Ontology annotation, molecular function: transcription coregulator activity. Gene Ontology annotation, biological process: regulation of transcription by RNA polymerase II. The coding region runs from base 1 to 11595 and encodes 3864 amino acids. Gene Ontology annotation, cellular component: nucleus; SWI/SNF complex. The transcript has 14 exons.
AUGCUCGGCCUCGUGCGCCACUGGGGGACACAUGGAAUUUCCAAAGUGGCUCUCAAUCGGCUGUUGCGGCCCUUCACAGAGAGGAACCGCCUGAGAAACGGCACCCAAACCCGCCAAUUCGACGUGGCGACCUUCGCUGUUGCUGGGGCGGAGGCAAAUCCUGGUAAUUAUGCUGGGGAGCAAUCAGCACAGACCAUCCUGCCGCCUGCCUGUCUGUUACCCCACGCCGGUGUGUGGCUGGGUUCUACAUGGGGGGGAGGCGGCGCAGAACGCAUUUGUUUUGUCUCCGUUCCGGACGAAACUUUUCCUGUCUUUGAUUUUUUUUGGGCUGCAGAGGGGCACUGGCCUUUGGAAGAGGGGGAAGAAACUACAAAACUAACGACUGCACGGCAAACUAUACGGCUAUGUGGCUAUCACCAUGAAGAGGGCCCCGAUCUGGUGUCUCCCCAUGGGGGCCCCGACCCACGUGGUUCUCUGCAGUCUUCUGGUUAUUACGUAGGCACUUCUAAACGACUGCUGAGCUUAAAUGCGUGUCUUUCGGAUGCUCAGUGCUGGGGCCGAGGGCGGCGGUGCAUUGAUGGGCGCUGCUGGGGCUUCGCAGGCCCCAGGCGAACCGUAUUUGAAUGUGGGGUCGAGACCGUCUGUAACUUGGGGUCCAUAAACGGCCACUUCUAUGGAGAGGGAGGCAAAGGCAACAUGGGCCUCUUCCUGUUGCAGGUUAUUCGCGGGGCUCCCUGGGACUGUGGCCAGCUAAGGGCCCUUCCCCCACAACAGCACACAACCUGCGGGGAUUCCCAGGCCUGCGAACUGAUGCCAGCCGCUCACCAGGAACAGCACAGUAAUCAAGCAGCAGAGGAAAAUGGGGAAACUCUCUCUUUGGGGAAGGCCGUUAGGUGUACCUACACCCCAGGAAUAACCUCGCAGUCCAGCUGCACUGCCAGCCUGGGGCUUGUGCCCCCUGACCUACCCGUUGGUCUAUACGCUUUGUGCGGCUGCAGCAGCACCGACUUGCGCUCAAAGGGAAGGCCCUGCAGCUCCGUCAUCGACUUUUCAGUGCCCAUUGGGACGCUCAAGAUCACGGGUUUUGAGGCUCCUGUUGCUGUUUCUGUGGCUCCCCUUGAUGCUCGUGCUGGUUCUCCUGCUGCUGCUGAAUUCACUCAUGCUGCAGCAAAAGAAGCAUCUGCAGCAGCUGCUGAUGUUGAACCCGCAGGCACGGCGAAAGCUAUUGCCAAAAAUGGGGCAGCAGCAUCAGAAGACGUCGAGCCAAACCGAGUUACAGGAGCAGGCCAAUCAGACACUAUCGACGACACGGAGCCUCUGCAGGCUGUUCCUGCCUAUAGGGGGCAUUCGACGGGCUUCACGCGAGUUGCGUUGAGGCUGCCAAGGCAAGCUUCUUACCCUGUUACUGCUACUGAUGGCGUUACUGCUGCUGGAGCUGCUGCUGCUGGCGAUGAUGCAGGUGUUGUUGCCCCUGGUGCUGUUGCCUCUGCUCCUGGUGUUGGCUUGUGUCGCUGCGUCGUUCGCGUUCGCCCUGAGGAGAUGAGGGUGUUGCUGCUCCCCAAAUUCGUCAAUGUUGCACCAGCAGCAAAGGCAAAAGCAGCAGAAGACACACAGGCCACCCGACAAACAACAGCAUCAGCACCAGCUGUUGCAACAAAAGGUGUAAGGAGUUUUGGGGAGGUCCCUGAGGUGAUUGUGACGCUAUGCGGGUGCCGAAGAGGCUCUACUCCCCUUCAGUGCCUGGGGUCUACGCCAGUCGGUUUGCUGCAGCUGCGCGCUGAACCUGAGCUGCAGCGGCAACAGACAGUUUCAGAGACUCGACAGCCUGAGGCAGCUCAGCAGCAGCUGCAUCUUCAGCACGACCAGGAGCCGGAGCUGCACCCAGAGCGGCAGCCGGAGGAGCAGCCGAAGCAGCUGCAAGGCAAGCAGCAGGAAGAGCAGCAGGUGGCGAAGAAAGAUGACAAGGCUCCGCAACAGCCUGCGCAGAGGCAAGCGCAGCAGGAGGAGGCGGAGGGAGACUUUGUCUCUAAUGUGGAGCAGCGGCGUCUCCAGUUUAUAGAAGAGCGCGCAGCCAAUUUGCCAAAGGCAGAGGGAGAAGAGGACGGCGGGGACGGAGGGGAGUGUCGGCAGCACAGCGACUGCCUGAGGGGCUUGGGGCAGUGCGCAGGAGGCCGCUGCCACGGGUUUGUGCCUGACCUGAAGGGGCAGCGCCUCUUGCGGUGCGUGGAGGGAUACCACUGCGAUGCAGAGAAGGGCGACAUUCCUACAGUUGGCAACAAACAGAACUUCACAGUUAUCGCCAUCGGCCCCCAAGAAGAGUGCGGAACUGCAGUCAACCUCAAACCGGACAGUUCUAUAUUCAACAACGUAAACAAGUGGGUGUGCUCCUCUACGGUGUCUGGUUCCUGCGAGUUGCGCUUCGGAGUGGGGCGGCGCCUAAGCCGCGCGAACACCGUGGAGGGGGUGCGGCUGUGCGGUUGCCCGGGGCUGGAUCUGAACGGCGACGGGAGGCCUUGCAACCACAUGAGGGAUUUCCCUGUGCCUGUGGGCCGCGUCUCAGUGCAGGAGUGCAUAACCAAUGCUCACUGUGCAGACAGACAGCUCGCCUACUGCAUCAAAGACCACUGCGCUGGCUUCCUAGUCACUGCAGCUGCGGCCAGCCUCAACGCCUUUGCAUGCAUCCGCAACCAAGAAUGUACUUUAGAAAAUGUUGCAGCCCGCGGCGUCACAGAGGCCCUCAAAGUCAUUCCCAUCGCAGCACAUCUCAGAUGCGGUCCCGAAGCAGCACUCGACCCCAACUUCCUCCCUGAGUCCGCCAUGCCCUGCGUGGCAGAUGUCGACGGAGAUGGAAAGUGUGAUGUACACCUUGGCGUCAACCAUUUCUUAGGGACGCACCGGCUGUGCGGGUGCAGCGGGGACAACUGCGACGCCCCUGAGGACUUCGGCGUGGAGCUGGGGUUGUUAAAUUCUGUAGAAUGUGUCGUCCACAGCGACUGCCCCAUUCACGCUCUCUGCGCCAAAGGCGAGUGUGUGACAGACGCGCUGCCUCCUUCUCUGCUUGCCGCUGAUCCCGCUCCCAACUCCACCUCGAUACCACCGGUAAAGCACCUACAGCUGCACUUCAACGAAGACAUUCUUUUCGGGAGGCCCGGCUCUUCCAUCGUCGUCCAGUGCCUCGAACCCAGCAUAAAGUGGGUUAUUACGCUUCCAGAAGGCGCUACGGACCUCAGCGUCCUGCGUUACACCCCCCCGCUCUUCCCUCGGGCCCAUAGGCGCCCGCUGCAGCAGCCCCACCUUGCAGGUGCAGCAGCUGGAGCUGCAGGAGUAGGAGGGGCAGCGGAGAGGCAGGAAGAGAGUACGGGAACGAGCAAAUGGCUGCUGGAGAGACAAGGGCAGAUGCUGAUGGUGACGCCAGAUGAAGAGCUGACAUCGCUGCCUCAAGGGAACUACACCGUCAGUCUGGAGUUCGGUUUUGUCAUCGACCUCACAGGGAACCCCUGCGAAGGAGUGGGGCCACUUUCUUUUCGAAUCGCUAAAGAUGGGGGCUGUCCUCUGCUGUAUGUGACUGGGUUUGGCACGGAAAAUGGCAACUGUAACGGUCUCUACACCCCAAUCGACCCUGUCAACGGACAUGCUGCUUGGCGCGGGGGAGAGGGGAACGUCUUCUUCAUUUACUAUCGCCAGGAGACAGCUCAGGAGCCUGGCAACUGGGUAGUAGACACCGACCUCGACGAGAGUGCCUUCUUGGGGUUUGCAGACAUCGCACUGCUGCAGGGCCCGCCCCGCAGGUCCAGGGGGGAUGGACCCCCGCUGCCUCCCUCGGGCCUCUGGCACAAGUGGACUGGGAAGAAGAGAGAGGAGCAACCAUUUGCUGUCUUCCUCUGCAGGCAAACCCCUGACCACCUGCCUCCUUCCCUCGUUGCCGUCGGCCCGCCCUACUCUGAGGCACCUGCACCGCAAAAGAGCGACUCUGCAGACAGCGUGGCUCAGGGCCCCCACCUGCUGCAGCUCGACAGCGCGUCGGGGCUGCCAUCGGAGCCUCUUGUCCUCAUAUUCAACAAACCAGUCACCUACGGUCACUGGGCUUCCCUCCGCCUCACCCCGAGGGGGCAAAGGACGCCUGUCGCCGAGUGGCCUGCAGACCAAGAGGCCGGCUUGCGCGGCGGAUCUCUCAGGGUGCGACGCAUGCAGCCCCAAACACCAGGAGCUGCUGGAGGUAUUUCAAGCAGGACCUCCCCGGCCUCCACAGACAGCAGCAGCAGUAGCAACCACCUUGCAGGUAACCUCAAACCAGACGAAGAGGAACUGGGGGUGGCAGAGCUCGAUGUCGACGUCCCUCUGGAUGCGGGCCAAAUUUAUGAACUCACAGCCGACCUGGGGGCCUUCACAGACCUAUCCUACAACCCUUGGGGGCCUCUGGGCCCCCAAACUGUGCUCUUCGAGGCCGCUGCCACUCACUGCCUGCUCAAGGUCGGCGCAGAAGCAGCAGCAGCAGCAGCUGCAGCAGCAGAGCCGGACGGUCCCGAGGCUCAAGCAGCAGCAGCCAAUGAAACAGCCUACGAGCUGCAACUCGCGGGCAGCACGGCAGCUGGGGAGAUUCAAGGCCGUCAAGUGCCUGAAGGUACCCGUGCUGCUGUUCACUGCAGCGCAGGCCUCUCACUCCCUCUUGAUAUCAUGCUCGAAACAGGCAGCAGCAGUAAUGCUGGAGACCUACAGUGUGUCAGAGGCAAGUGGACGGGCGCCCUUUCCCCUUGCGUUCCCCGCUGCAGCCCUUACCCCCGCCUGGCUGACGCGUACGAUGUUGAGGAGACGCACGAAGCAGCCGAAGGCAUUUCGGGGGCUGCUGUAGUCGUCCGGUGUGCGGACACUGCAGCAGCGACAACAGCAACAACGGCAGGCAGCAACGGCGGGCAACACCAACAAACGCUGAGGUGUAUUGGCGGACGCUGGGAACCCCUGACACUCCACUGUGCAACGAUGUGUCCUCCUCUGGGGCCUUCGUUGGGACCCGCCUAUUUAGUGCGGCUGCCGCCAAGCAUUCAUGCAGACGAGGAAGAAGAGCAAGAAGAAGCUGCAGCAGACGCAGCAGCAGCAGAGGGAGAAGAACGACUCGUCGAGUGCGCCGAGCCACAGACUUCGUCCCGCGAGCAGCACGAGCAGGAGCAGCAGCCGCUGCUGCAGUUGCUGCGCUGCACCGAAGCUGGCUGGGAGCCGCCUGUUACCCUCAGCUGCAAACGCAGCUGCCGGCAGCCGCCGUUAACCCCAGAGGGAGCGGAGCUCCAAGGAGAGGGAAUGCACCACGGUAGCGUAUGGACAGCACAGUGCAAACAGGGCUACGGGGGCCCUAACGGGGUCUUUUCUAUGGACUUUACCUGCGAUGACGGCCAGUGGGUCCGCGACAGGUCUAUGGGGGGCGCAGCAGCGUUUGUUUGUAGUCCUUUGUGUCCUCCGCUGCUGCUCAACCCACGAGCCUACACAGUGACACCUGUUGCAGCAGUCUCCGCGGAAGCAGCAGGAGGAGGAGCAGAAGUAGCAGCAGCAGCAGCAGUCAGCGUUACUUGUGCACCCAAUAGCGUCCUCCUCGGAGGACCCGCAGAAGAAAUUCUGCGCUGUCGAGGGGGCAUGUGGGGGCUGCGGUCGAUUUCAUGCGCUGCGGGCUGCACUAACCCAUUAGAAGAGCUGGGCAGACACUACGCUCUUGUCCAGCAACAGCAACAGCAACGGCAGCUAUUCCAACACGGAGACACCGUGGAUAUUACAUGCAGUGAGGAGUUGCAACAACGCAGGCGACCAGCAGCAGCUGCUGCAAAAACGCGACAACCGCAUGCCAUAACCUGCGUAGAUGGACGGUGGGAGUCGAUGCCGUACAAUCACAGACAGCAGCAGCAGCAACACGAUGCUGAGAAGAAGGCAGCAGCCACCACAGUCGCUGGCAGCAGCAAUGGUGUGCUGCUGCGCUGCAGCGCCACCUGCAGCCUGCCUCCUCUGAUGUCACAUUUUUUGGUUGUCAGCCCGAGGAAGACGCGAAGACCCGGGGGCUUGUUAGCCUCUGUGUGGAACGAAAACGAGAGGCUAACGAUUAAGUGCUCCCCUCCAUUUCAGCCCACGUUGCCGUUGCCGUCUUCGCCGCCGCCGCAGCAGCGGCACCAGGAGCUGCUGCAACAGCAGUUGCAGCAGCUCCAGUGCGUGGACGGGGAGUGGAAGGGCCACCUGAAAGACGAUAUCUGCGUGCGGCCGUGCCCAGCAGGCCCAGGUGGCCUGCCCGAGGCCAGGUGGAGGGAGUGGGGGGUUCAGUGCGGGGAGGCUUGUAGCAGCAGCUGCGGCAGCUGUUAUAAUGGCAAGCAGGAAAAACACGAAGAGGGAGUUGACUGUGGGGGGCCAUUCUGUGAGCCAUGCAGCAGUUGCAGCCCUGUGCCUCUAAAGCAAUUCGUUCUGCAGCCAAAGCUGUACUCCACGUCGCUAAAGCAGCAGCAGCAGCAACAGCAGCAGCAGGUGGAGUUCCCUGUGGAAAUGACGCGACACGGUUCAACAAUCAAUAUCACAUGCAGCAGCAGUCAUUCACUGUCUUUAAGUGUCACUUGCAACAACGGUACAUGGACGACCGGGGCAGCUGCAGCAACUACAGCACUAGCUGCUGCAGCUGAAGAUGCGUCAAACAUAUCUGCCUUUGCUGUAGCAUGCGUACAGGCAGACCUCACGGCUUCGGCAGCAAGCAGCAGCAGCAGCAGCAUGACAGCAGCAGCAGCUCCCCGGGCCAUCAGCGCCGCUACGGCAGCAGCAGAACUUUUGGGAGACGAGGAUUUGCUGCUGUCGGGAGCAGCAGCACCAGCAUCAGCUCACGGGCAGAACCCUCCCCUGCAGUGGCGCGAGGAGGGCCUUCUCCGCUUCGGGCCGCCGUUGCUGCGUCUUCUCCAACCGGAAGGCACAACUGCUCAGCAGCAGCAGCAUCAGCGUUUGAGCCCGUGCAUGCGUGAACUCAUUGCGGGGGUGUCGCGGCUUCUUGUUGGGGAGUGUGGUGCUUUAGCCUUCGGGCAAUCCGCCUUUAAAGUCGCUUCGUUUUGCAAGGGGACAUGCAGCAGCAACUUCAGGAAGGAGUUGCAGGAGGCUACAGAAUGCAGCCGCAAAACUGCGGCUGCGACUGCGACUGCAGCGAGUGACGGCCCGAGUGCGGUGGCUGCCGCUGAUCAGCAUUUGCUGCAGCUCUUUACGGAGCUUCUGGAGGUCCUCUGCUCUGUGCAAGGUUCGCAGCAUUGCUUCAGCCUUGCCGGAGAAGCCUUUGCGCUUCUGCAGCGGCUGCAUCGGACACCGAAGCAGCAGCUACAGCAGCAGCUACAGCAACAGGUAUGUCCAGGCAGCAGCGGCAGCGCCUGUUUCAGCAGCAACAUUCGGUACAUCUCAGUGCUGUUGCAGCUUAGAGAAUACAUCGAUGUUGCUCUUCCGGGCACGCAGCCGCAGCAGCCGCAGCAGCCGCAGCAGCGGCCCUCUGCAGCAGGAACAGCAGCGAAGGGCUUAGACGACAGUUCGGUGGGUGUAGGGGUGCGAGGUCUGCUGACAGAUCUGCGGCGGCUGCCUGCAGUGCUGUCGCUGCUAUGCAGUGAAGCUGACGGGCGUAGCUGCGCCAUUCAAGUUUUUGCUAUUGCUGCAGCAGACCCAUUUUCUGCUUUACCCCAGCAAGCAGCAGCAGCAGAAUUUUGUAGCAGCGCCUCCGAAGCACCUUGCCUUUUAGAGGUGUACAGACUCGUCGGCAAGGAACUGCUGCGCCCACAUCCACAGCCCGAUACCCAGCAGCAGCAGCAGUGGCAGCAGCACCUGCUACAGCAGCAGGUGCAUCCACACGACUGGGCUCUGGGCACGGCAAUGGAGAGCAUUGGGAGGAACUUUUGUUUGCGCAGUGCAGAGGACAAGACGUGCGGGGCGCUGCUGGUGCCACAGGAAGCGACAGCAGCAGCAGCGGCAGCAGCAGCAGCAGGUCGUUUGCGCGAUUAUGAACCAGUAGCAGCAGCAGACUUGCCUUUCUGCCGCUGCCCGAUUGCAUUUGUGGGGGACGGCGAGUGCGACAACAUCUGCAACACUGCAGCCUGUGGCUUCGACAAAGGAGACUGCUUGGCUCAGCGGCAACCGCUGCUGCUGCCCAUCCUCGAGCUGCUGCAGCAGCAGCUGCCAGGACUUGAAGAAGGGCCGUGCUUUCCCUUCAGCCUCCACUUCCACUGCAGCCAACAUGAAUGCAGAGACGCAAUACACAAGCUGCAGAAACAGAACGGCUGCUGCGUCGGCCCGCAGCUGGAGUUGCUGCGGGACUUGCUUUACAUAGACCAGCAGCAGCAGCAGCAGCAGCGACAGCAGCUCGUGCUGCUACAGAAGCAGGCGCCGGAAGCCGUAACCCCACAGCUGUUGUUCUUCGUCCAAUCGCUUUGGGAGGAACUAGAGGGGGCCUCGGGACCCUUUGAAUUAUAUCGUUCUCUCGCCUUCAUAGAGGCAGAUUGCAAGGUCAUCCGAAUGCCAUUAGACCGAACCUGCUCUCGAGGCCUCAACCGCUCCGUCUUUGCAGUGGAUGCUAGGAUAGAAGGCCUAAACUACGAAGCCCUAGCCAGCAGCAGCAGCAGCAGCAGUAGCAGGAAUGAUGAAGGGGAGGAGUUGCUGCGCCAUGUGCUGCGCGAUGCAUUUGCCGCUGCUUUGGGGUUGCCAGCUGUGGACAGACUCCGGAAGGAUGAUACCUCCGGCCUGGCCGCUGUGCUGUCUCGUGAGCUGCAGCGGCAGCAAGCGGGUGCUGGUGCAGCAGAGAGUGCGGGUCUGCCACAACAGCAUCAGCAGAAAGUAUUGGAGCCUCUGCUACUGCAUCCUAUCCCGCUGCUCCUUCCUGCAGCUUCCUUUUCUUUAUCUCCCGUGUUUGUCCCUCCGUCAACUGUCUCCAUAAAGCCAGUUGCCUAUGCUUCACCUGGCAGCAGCGGCAGCAGCAGUAGGCGGCAGCAGCAGCACGACUUGCUGCGGCCUGAAAAGGGGACCUGGGGUCUGGGCCGUAUAGAAGCGCGUGAUGUCUCCUGCAGUACCAACGAGGGACUCAGCGCUCCUGAAAAUGUGUCUGUCUUCGAGGCCUACCGACUCCACUCCACUGCAGCCACCAACGAGCACGGAUCCGUCAUUACAGUGGAAUGCGGGAGAGGGUAUUCUGCGGUUGCGGGCUGGAGCCCUCAAGAGCUGAUUUGUCAGCAGGGUCGGUGGUCGCCUCUGUCAUCAGCUGCAUCUGGCAUCGCAGAAGCCUCAGGAGGAGCAGCAGAAGCAGGAGGCGCUGAUGCACGGGGAGGGGGGCAAGCUGGGGUGAUGGAUAUACUGUUGUGCAGGAAGCCAUGUGGCCCCUACGAAGCUGCUGACCCGUCGGUAUUGGGCCCGGCCUUUAUAGCGAGCGGGGUUGGGGAAGGGCACGGUGAUAGGCGAGUGGUGUACUGCGCUUCGGGGUUUGUGCCAGCAGCAACGGUUGCUGCUACGGCUGCCGGCGCAACUGCUGCUGCUGCUGCAGCGAAGACGGAAACCUUGGUCUGCAGCAAUGGUGUCUGGAGCCGCAGACAGUUGCAGUGCGUGAAAGACAUCGCAAGAAUGCUGGAGGCCAGCCCCUGCAGCGGUGCGCUGUCUCUGCUGCCUCCCUCCCUCAAGGUCGAUGGUGUCUCCACCACGCAUCAGCCAACGGAGAGCCGGGGACCCCCAGAGAAUCUGCCGCUCAGCCAAGAAGUUGCAGACGCCCUAGCCUCCACCUUUCAGCAAGCUGGCGUGUCGCUGCAGCUCUUCCGUGUCGGAUGUGCUCGUGGAUUUAUCUCCUCUGCAGUUCAGAGAAAAAAGCAACUCCAACAAUUGCAGACACAGCACCAGCCACAACAGCAGCUGCAACAGCAGCAACAACAGCACCCCUUCAUCUACGCUGCAUGCAAAGAUGGCAAGCUGCUCGACUUAGGCUCCAAGGAGCCCUUGCCGAUGGCUGCGUUCGCCUCAGGAGAAGCAGCAAAAGCCCUCGUGCAGCAACUCAAACUACGUCUAGACUCAGCGCCAGAAGCAAUCACAUCCACUUCGCAAACAGAAGAAGAAGCAGCACUACCACCUCCAGCAGCAGCAAUAGGAGCCGCAGGAACCGCAGGAGACCAUCAAGUGUUCCUCGAUGGAGACUACCCCGGGGAUGAACCAGGAGCAGGAGGGGCACUCAAGGCAGCAGCAGCAGGAGCAUCAGCAGGAAGAGGAGGAGCAUCACGAGCAAGCGUGAUCCGAAGUCUGGCUGAAGUCCCGCCUUUACUGCUAGGCGCCGCCCUCGAUUGCCAGCGAGAGCUGCGGCAGGAGCCCCCGAAGCCGCCCAAGCCCGUGAGCGACACACUCCUGGUUUUCAGCUGUUUGCUGCUGCUCUUCGUCUUUGUGGUGGCUCUCCUUGCCCUCUGGUGGGUGCGGGCAAGACGCCGCCAGCAAAAGGCUGCAAAGCUUCAGCAGCAGCAAGAGGGAGACGCAGCAGGGCCCACAACUAGCGACAUUGGCAGGGAUUUCCUCUCAGGCGCAGAACCAGACGGCCAGUCGCUUGCAGGCAGCAGCGCUGCAGCAGCCGCAGCUGCUGCUACAGCGGAUCCCUACAGGAAACCCCUCCCGCCGCAGCAACUGCUACAUCACAGCAACACAGCCACCGCUCCUCCUGCACUGUAUGCCACAGCUGCCUACGCGGGGACCUCGAUGCCAUACUUGCUAGAAGCAGCGCAGCAGCAGCAGCCGCCUCGGCCCGUCCACAUGUCAGCUGCAGCGCCUCCCGUCUUUCCCUCCGAAGCAGUAGCAGCAGCAGCAACAGCAGGGUCUGCCGACGAUAACUCCCUCGCCUUUUUUGCUCCCGUGUAUUACACGGGUCUCACAGGAGACCGAGGCCUGGUGACCCUCGAUGGAGACAGCAACAGUACUGCUGGUGCUGGAGCUGCUGCUGCAGAAGGUGAAUACCAACAAAUGUCCUACUCAAACAAGCAGCAGCAGCAGCAGCUGUUGCUACUGCAGCAACAACAGCGGCAGCAUAGGCACCAACGCACAGCAUCCGCAUCAUCACCAGAAGGGGGUCCUCAGGCGGCUGCAGCGGGCGUGGGGGGCUAUAUUGCUGCUGGUGCUGCUCCGCAGCAGCAAAUCGUUGCAGCUGAAGUGGCAGCUGCAACAGCAGCAGCCGGAUGGGGGCCUCAAGAGGGACGCUGCCUUAGAGUAUCCCAUUCGACACGGGAAAGCGCACAACAGCAGCACCAACAGCGGCAGCAGCAAAGGCAGCGGCAGCCUGCAAUUUCCCGCACAGGGAAUUCAUACGAUGAAGUUGGUCCGGCAGUGGUGGGAGAGAGCGGCACUUUGUCUGGAGGCACAUCUCUGAUUUCGGAAGAAGAUGAACUCUACCCAGAAGACUCAGCCAGCUGCAUGCUCAUGCCAGCUUGCCAGCGGCGAGAAGUAGCAGCAGCAGCAGCAGCCACUGCUGCUGCAAGUUCUGCGGCUCCCCGCUGCAGGCACAAGGCGGGAACCGUCCGGCAGCUAUCUGCUGCUCAGAGCUUCAACAGAGGCAGACACACUCACACUUCUCAGUUCCCAGGUGAAGGCCCCCACCGGUGA